GUUUUUCUUUUUCUUUUUCUUUUUCUUUCUUUCUUUGUUUUUUUUAUUUUUUUUAUAUUAUUAUGAACUAUUUACAUUCACCUAGUAGACUUCAUAAUGUUAAUUCAAAUAGUCCAUUAAACUUAUUUGAUAGUCCAUCAUUAUCUGGUCACCGUUAUUCUGAUCAUUUUACAACUCUCAGUUGCGAGUCCCCCCCUCCUAACUUUGAUGAUCUCCGAACCCCAUUGCCUCCUCAACGACGUACUUUGGAUUGGACUACUGAUUUAUUAUCUUCGACAAAACGUGCAACUGAACCUUCACCUGGACGACAAUUACAAAAAAAGACGCCAACUACAACACCAUUGGAAUCCAACAACAACAACAACAACAAAACUAAUCCAUCUUCCAUCUCCAAUACCAUCUUUUCUCCUAUUAGGAAAACAGAACCUUCUUCAUAUCUUAGUCCUAUCAACAACAACAAUAAAAACAACAUAUCUCCUGUGGAAGCAUCUUCUUAUGUUGAUAGUUACAACGUAUCUUCUCCUCUGAAAAUUUCACCUUAUAAGGCCGUCGAUACUUUCACUAGUCAAUCUACUUCUUUGAAAGUUUCGCCAUAUAAGAAUUUGAAUGAAAAUACCAACAGCUUAUCUCCUUUGAAAUCUUCCUACAAGACCAUCAAUAAUUCUCAUGCUGGUUCCUCUUCUCUGAAAACAAUAUCACCUUACAAGAAUUCAAACACUGAAAGUAAUAUCACUAGUCGAACAUCUCCUCUCAAAUAUAGUCCUUUGGCCGAAAAAUACAACAACAAAAGCCCAUUGGAACAUGAUUUUACUUCAAAGAAAUACAUCACUUCACCAAUGAAAAACGCCAAUCAUCUUAUGAAUAGUUCUUCUACGCCUUUGUUCAGUAAGUCUCCUGCAAAAACGCAAUUGUAUGAAUCCAGUCCAAUACAUGAUGACCUAGUUUCUCGUCGACCUUCCAACUCUCUUGAUGAUUUUAAGGCUACUCCAUUGAGUGAUGCUAAACAUGAUAAUGAACCACCUACUUCAACUCCUCCGCGUCCACCUCAAGCCCCAACUACCUAUCGAAGUCCUGUUUACAGCAAUUCUUCCUACAAGCCUUCCGAUAAGCAGCAAACACCUAUUCAUCAACAUCACAGUCCUCUUUUUACUCGAGAUAAUGGACAAACUAAUAUUGUACGAAGCUCAGCUCACUUGGCAUCAUCAUCAUCAUCAUCACCUCCAUCCACAGAGCAAGCAACAUUGAAGAAGGAUAAUAUUCAUCAAUCAUCAACAAAUGACUCUUCAUCGACUGAUAUGAAUGGAUCUAAUAACAACAAUGAUGACACACAAUCACUUCAUCCUAAACAUAAGAGUACAACAUCCCAAUAUCCAAAACGACAAAAAUCAAAUCGAAUCCAUCCUACAUCUAUUGAACAACAACAACAUCAGCGUCGUGGCGAACUUCCUCAUUAUAUGCUUGCAACAGCAUCGUAUCAAAGCAGAUUACAUUCUCUCACCGAUCACGAUGCCAAAUUACAUAAAACAAAAUCAGGUGGUGUAGUGAAACGAACAAGUUCAUCUAGGAUCCCACAAUUUCGAUCCACCACCAAGAUCAAUGCCAUUGAUGAUAUCCGUAGUGAAAUGACCCCAGAAGAUGUAUAUAUUCCCCUGGCCGCGCGUGUUAAAUUAUUCGAAAAGGAAUUGGGAAAUGGAUCCAAAACUUACAAUCAACGUUCCUCACAGAGUGAAAAUACUAUGAGUCAUACAACACGUCUAACAAAACCAAAAUCACCACAUUUAUUAACGCGUGAACGAUCAACCAAUUCAAGCCAUUAUUGUUUCAAUGUUGAUGAUCAAUCUAGUGUAUCAAGUUCUACAAAAGGAUACCGUAGAUUACACCAUCGAUCUGAAACCCCACAGUAUGAAUCAAAGGAUUUAUUGGAUGGAACAAGAAUCAAGAAAGAAAAGAGUGAUGAUUCAUAUACAAGUCGACUUGGAAAACGAACAUUAUCUACUGCUUUGGAGGGUGAACAACAUAAUGAUGGUCAAGAUAAUCGAUUAUCUGAACAAAAAAGAAGUAAACAUCAUCAUCAUUCAGUGCAGGUGAAGCCAUUCCAUUUUGCCACAGAUGAUCGCGCAGCUCGAUAUCAACAACUUUUCCGUGCCAAACUGAAUUUAUGGAAAGAAAAAGAAUUCAAGGAAAAUAGGCGAUAGACUAGACAAAAUGUUUUUUUUUUUUUUU
Messenger RNA from Halteromyces radiatus, 2223 nucleotides. RefSeq lists its product as uncharacterized. Bases 63 to 2195 code for a protein of 710 amino acids. NCBI's taxonomy places the organism in Eukaryota, Fungi, Mucoromycota, Mucoromycetes, Mucorales, Cunninghamellaceae. The transcript is spliced from 6 exons. The record is from RefSeq and is a predicted model, not a curated record.